UGCCGUGCGUGGCGGCGGCGGAGCGGAGGCUGGAGUGGCGCUGCGACUGCGUGCGCGGGCGCCCCGGGGCGGGGUUCCGGCGGCGCGAGCGAACGUCUUCCGGCUGUGCGCGGGGUUUGUCCGGCCGGCCUCCGGGACAUGAAGCCCCCCGGACCCUGAGGUUGGACCCCUCUGUGACAUGCCUGCCAUGAAGGCGCUCCUUAGCACACUCUGGCUCGCUCUGGCCUGUGGCUCUGUCCACACCACCCUGUCAAAGUCAGAUGCCAAAAAGGCCACCUCGAAGACCCUGUUGGAGAAGACUCAGCUUGCAGAUAAGCCUGUCCAAGAUCGGGGUCUGGUGGUGACAAACCCCAGAGCCGAGGAUGUGGUCCUCGAGCAUCGCAGCUACUGUGCAACAAAGGCCCGGGAGCGGCACAUUGCUGGGGACGUCCUGGGCUACGUCACUCCAUGGAACAGCCAUGGCUACGACAUUGCCAAGGUCUUCGGGGGCAAGUUCACACACAUCUCGCCCGUGUGGCUACAGAUAAAGAGGCGUGGCCGUGAGCUGUUUGAGGUCACGGGCCUUCACGACGUGGACCAAGGGUGGAUGCGGACGGUCCGGAAGCAGGCCAAGGGCCUACGCAUAGUGCCUCGACUCCUGUUUGAGGGCUGGUCUCACGAGGACUUCCGCAGCGUCUGGGACAGCGAGGACGAGAUAGAAGAGCUCAGCAAGACCAUGGUCCAGGUCGCCAAGAGCCAGCAUUUUGACGGCUUCGUGGUGGAGGUCUGGGGCCAGCUGCCCGGCCAGGAGCAUAUCGGUCUCAUCCACAUGCUCACCCACAUGGCCGAGGCCCUGCACCAGGCCCGGCUCCUGGCCAUACUGGUCAUCCCACCGGCCGUCAUUCCCGGGACGGACCAGCUGGGCACUUUCACGGUCAAGCAGUGGGAGCAGCUGGCGCCCGUGCUGGACGGCUUCAGCCUCAUGACCUACGACUACCCCACCGCGCAGCAGCCUGGCCCCAAUGCACCGCUGUCCUGGGUGAGAGCCUGUGUGCAGGUGCUGGACCCCAAAGCCCAGUGGCGAAGCAAGAUCCUCCUGGGGCUCAACUUCUACGGCUCCGACUACUCGGCCUCCAAGGGCGGCCGCGAGCCCGUCGUUGGGGCCAGGUACAUCCAGACGCUGAAGGAGCACCGGCCACAGAUGGUGUGGGACAGCCAGGCCGCGGAACACUAUUUCGAGUACAAGAAAAGCCGUGGUGGGAGGCACAUCAUGUUCUACCCGACUCUGAAGUCCCUGCAGGUGCGGCUGGAGCUGGCCAGGGAGCUGGGCGUCGGGCUGUCCAUCUGGGAGCUGGGCCAGGGCCUCGAUUACUUCUAUGACCUGCUGUAGGCCCACCCCGGAGCAGACGUGCGAAAUACAGACGCUUCUCUCCUCCUGGCCGUGUCUGCUGCGGUCUUCGGGAGGGGCAGAGGCGUCCUGGGACCCCCAGCUCAGCAGUGACCAGUGCUGUGGGGAGACAGCCCUGGCCCAGGGCACCCCUACAACACAGGCUGCUUCCACCAGCCUCACUGCCUGCUGUCGCUCAAGUGGGGGCAGAACCCACGGCCCUGCCCCACAGGGUGGCCGGGCGUCCACCACUCCACACGGCCUGUGGUUUUCUGUGCGUUUGGGAGCUCUGGGACAGCACAGGCUCCCACACUGGACCCUGGCAGAGGCGGCUCUGCACCCCAGGGCCACUCAAAGGGGCCCGGCCUCCCACUGCCCACACUGGCUCGCCUGCCCAUACAAGCUGCAAACUAGCCUGCCAAGUGCCCCAAGGCACGGGCGUGGGGCCCAUGCAGAAACCAGGCUGAGAGGCCAGCUCUGGGCCCUGGACCCCCGGGAGCCUGUUGGUGCCGUGGAUGUGGCCACCAUGAAAUGACAGCAAGCUGGCUCGUUCCACCACCCAUGGGCACAGCCACACUCCUGGAUGAAACCCUGGGAAACACUCGGAUUGCACGCAGCCCAAGGACAGCCGGCCCCCGGCCCCCUGCCCACCCAGCAG
Molecule: messenger RNA, 2024 nt
Organism: Rhinolophus ferrumequinum (greater horseshoe bat)
Lineage: Eukaryota; Metazoa; Chordata; Mammalia; Chiroptera; Rhinolophidae
Gene: CHID1
Product: chitinase domain containing 1
Exons: 13
Coding region: 179-1369 (396 amino acids)
Biological process (GO): carbohydrate metabolic process
Cellular component (GO): extracellular region
Molecular function (GO): oligosaccharide binding; chitin binding
Source: RefSeq, a predicted model, not a curated record